Prunus armeniaca (apricot) is the source of this 333-nucleotide messenger RNA. Lineage: Eukaryota; Viridiplantae; Streptophyta; Magnoliopsida; Rosales; Rosaceae. The record is from the annotation of a GenBank genome assembly.
AUGGGCAUGAUGUUCAAAGUCGUAUGUGAUGAAAGUGGAGAUGAUGGUGAUGAAGGUGGAGGUGGGGAUGGAGGUGAAGUGGUCGUGGUGGUGGUGAUGGAGGUGGAGGUUGUGACAGUGGUGGUGGUGAUGAUGGAGGUGCGUAUGGUGUUGGUUGAGGUGAAGGUGUUGGUGGAGGUGGAGUUGGUAGUGGUGGUGGUAGUGGUGGUGAAGGUGGAGGUGGAGUUGGUAGUGGUGGUGGUAGUGGUGGUGAAGGUGGAGGUGGAGGUGGAGGUGGAGGUGGGAGAUAGUGUGCGAGAACUACAUGGAAAAUGUAGACGAUGUCAUUUUUAA